AUGACUUCUUUCAAAGGCGGUAUGCUCAUUACUGGCGCCAACGGUGCUUUGGGCAGAGGCUUCGUAUCCUGUUUCAUCAGGUCGCCAUAUGCGAAAGAUUAUAAAGGUCUUUACGUUGUGCGUAGUCCUGAACGCGCUGCAGAACUCAAGGAGCUACUCGAGAAAGCACCUAAAGACCAUUCCUAUGAAAUCCUCUCGUUGGAUCUCAGCACACUCGCUAGUGUACGAGCAUUCGCUACCAGUCUAAACGCUAGAGUUUCCGGUGGCGAAAUUCCACCCAUCCACGCGUUGGUUCUCAAUGCCGCCACGCAACAGGUUAGCGGGCGUUCUUUUACGAACGAUGGCUUCGAGGUGCAUUUUGGAAUGAACUACUUGGCCAACUUCCUACUCGUCUUGCUUAUUCUGCAUAGUAUGGAUAAGGAACAUGGACGUAUCAUCAACGUUGCCUCGUCGGCUCACGAUCCUCAUCAUUGGGGAACACGAGAUCAUUUCCCUGACGACGUUCGUGACUCGUUAUACACCGAUACCGAGGCGCUGGCUAAGGGGCAUCUUACAAACGAACCGAAGGACAAUUACACAGUCGGCAUGAGACGCUACGGAACAAGCAAGUUGCUAGGUGUAAUGUGGAUAUAUGAGCUUCAGCGCCGGCUCCAAUCCUCCCGGACCUUCUCAAAUAUCUCCUGUAUAAACUUCGACCCCGGCGCCUUGCCAUCCAACUUGACCAGGGACUCCCCAUUGUCCAUAAGAGUUCUCAUCAUCCUAAUGCGCUUCCUUAACCCGAUUCUCCUAUGGCUCAAUCCAAAUGGCUACUUUAGGACGCCGUCCCGAAGUGGCUCAGACCUACUUUUCGCUACCUUUGACGAAGGGAAGUUAGGUGAAAUGCCUCGUGCAUUGUAUGUGGAUGGGACACAAAUUGUAUCGUCGUCGAAGGAAUCUCGAGAUGAGGAGAAGCAAAAGCGAUUGUGGAGGGACACGUUAGGAUAUGCUGACAUCAAAGAUGAAGACACGGGAUUGGAAAAUUGGAAAUAG
Molecule: messenger RNA, 1029 nt
Organism: Lentinula edodes (shiitake mushroom)
Lineage: Eukaryota; Fungi; Basidiomycota; Agaricomycetes; Agaricales; Omphalotaceae
Exons: 2
Coding region: 1-1029 (342 amino acids)
Source: RefSeq, a predicted model, not a curated record